AUGGGCAUGGCUCAGUGUAACGCGGCGCCACUGCGAGCGCCAGAUCAGACUUCAUUCCCCGCAAGCGCCAUGAGCAGUGAGAGCGGAACACCAGAGGAACUUGGCGAUGGCACCCAAGAAGGGAAACUCCAAAUUCAAAAAGUCCUGGUGACCUCUCCCCAGCCUGAUGUGGGUGUCCAUAUGGCGAGCGGCGACCAGGAGGUUAAGGCACUGACCAUGCCAGCGGAUGAGGUUUUAAGAAGCGUGGUCAACGCUCUCACUUCCAACCCUUCAUCGUCUUCCGUAACCGAGGACGAAGCCAGCGACACGGAGGGCGAAGCGCUGCUGGACGACUCUUUGGAGAGUCCGGCCAUGCUGAACGAGAACAACACCUUUGAGGUCCAGCCCCCCGCAAAGCGUUCCCUCUCGACCGUCGAAGAAGCGGAGGAGUGCGAGACGACGGUUCUGACCGACGACGCCACCCCGCCUUCAGCUACCUCGCUGGCGUCCUACGGCUUUGACUCGGCGACCACGGCCUCCAACGCUCAGUCCGCAGGCGAGGGCUGCAUCAAGAGCCCGGGCAUCUUCUCCCUGGAGGAGCUUCCGGAGGAAUCCAAGGGUCUCUGUGAUCACGCCCAGUCCGGCCUCACAGAGCAGCAAUACAUCGAGUGCGGUAAACAGGAAGUAGGUUCGACGGAGGAAGUGCAGGGGUCAGAGGAAGCGCAGGGUCUGAACGCUUUGCAGCCGUCUGAGAAGCCGGAAGAUGUCCACCCUCCGUACUAUUCUGCCAUCUGUGAAAAGACUGACAACUCUUUUGCAGGCCUCACCUCGCCACCUCAUCAUUGGCCCCGCCCCGGUGACCCUCACUGCGUGCCGCCACGGCUGACCUGCGCGGACCUGCCGCCCCGGAAGGCUGGCCAGCAAGCGCUCAGCCCCCAGCUGCGCCGGCUGGAGCAGCACCAGAGGCAGCUGAUGGAGAUGCAGCAGCGGCGGGAGCAGCAGAGCAGACCCCUGGAGGGGGCCGAGCAGGAGAGGAAGAGGACUGAGGAGGAGGAACAGAGGAAAAAGAAGGACGAGGCAGAGGAGGAGCUCAAGAGGAACGAGCGGGAGGCGUGGGGAGAACCAGAGGAGGGUAACAUGGUUGACCAGGAGGGAAAAACUGCUGUCAAGAUGGCUGUCGGGGACAGCAAACCUGUUACUGAAGGGAAACUGGUCAAUGGAGAGGCAAAAAUGGCUGCUGAAGAGGAAACCAAGAGGUGUGAGCUGGAGUUGCAGCUGCAGCAGCAACAGUCUGAGCUGAAGCAGAGGCAGCAGAUCCUGCAGUGGCAGCAAGAACUGGAGGAGCAGCCGUCCCCCGGUCGCACCGUGGUCCUGUCCCCCUCGUCGGGCCUGUGUACCAUCUACGAAGUUCUGGAGAACAGCGACGACGAGCCGGACGGCCAGGACCGACUCCGCCGUCUGGCUCGCGACUCUUGUGAGAGGAGGGUGACUGCGGACUUAAAAGACCCAAACAAAAGCCCCAGCAACGGGGACCGCUCCUCCCCCGAGCGCCCGGCCCCCUUGGACCUGGGGUGGGGUGCCAAAGUGGACAUGGUGCAGCAGCUCAUCAAUCAGACAUUGCUGCUCAACGGAGACGGCCGCUCCUCUCUGCUGCUGCUUCCGGGCGGCGCGGGCGGGACUCUGAGUCCCCUGGAGAGCAGCCUGUGGCCCAGCCUCCUGCCUCCCAUUAGCCCUCCCUCGGCCACUGUCACCUCUGUGAGCAGCUUCUCCCCGGAGGCCGCCGGAAGCUCCCCCCAGGGGGAGUGGACCGUAGUGGAGCUGGAAACGCAUCACUAGUAUGCAGGCCACUAAUACCCCUUUCACACACAGCUGGUACCAGUUCUGGUUCAGUACCGGCUCUUCCAUCCAACCGUUUUCUAUUGUGAUUGUGCUCAUUAGGGCGAGGUGGAGAUCAUUCAAGAUGGUUUUAGGCGAGAGGUGAGGGGAAACGACCGCUUGCACCUUUUGGACAAUUUAGUACGGAAAGCUGUUUUGAGCAUUUAGUUGAUAUUGAUACCUAGCUCAAGGUCCAUGCACUAGUAUGCUCUUUACCCUCACGAGUUGGUCAACUUUGGCAAACAGUGACCCCCUGGAGAUUCACAGUUCAGCAUUUGCCUAUUAGCAGAUCGGGGGGUGGGGGGGCUGUUUUUGUGCUCAGCCCAAAGCCAUGUCUAAUAUAAAGAAUUAGGGAUUGGUAAGUACAGAUACCGACCUUGUUUCAAGGGUUCAUGAAUUCGUGAAGGCUACUGAAACCAGGCACUGAUAUUUAAGGCAAAAAAAUAAAAUAAAAUCUGACACCAAGUCCUCCUUGCCAGUACACUCCGGCGGUUUGCACAUCAGCGAAUCAUGUGCGUCAGUCAGAAAGAGAGGUGUAAAUUUUAAGUAUCAAAAGUACUCGUGGUAUUAUUGAGUACUGAAGAGCGACUGCUCGUACUGUUAACGAUCAUCCCUAAUAAAAUAAAAUAAAAAUAUAUAUUGUACUUUGGCCCCAAAGUAAUGUUAAAGUGAAGGGAGGAGCUUCAUUUAGUCCGGCCAUACCCUCGGCCAAUUUAAAAAAAAAAUAAAAAAAGAGCUUUGCUGUCAUCUUGUGACAUCUGAAACUCAAUUAUGAAACUUUUUGGAUGGAUGUGAAUUACUCAGAUUUUCGUUAUUCACGGCUGGCCUUGGUCCCAAUCUUUUGCAAACAUUUUGGAGGAACACUGCUAUAAGGACAGCUGCAUGUUACUGGUGAGGCAAAAUGCUCCAUGAGUUAACAUCUGUGAGCUACUAGAAGUGAAGCACUAGAUGCUAACUAGUGCAAUUUUGCCUCACUAGUAUCUUGUAGUAGUGAGGACAAAGAGCAUACUAGCACAUGGAACUUAAUGUAGAUAUCAAGGCGAGCGACUCAAUGCCCAAACGGCUUUCAAUAAUUUAGUCUUCAUUGAACCUAGCGUGCGUAUUUUGGGAAUGUGAGAGGAAGCUGGAGUACCCGGAAGAAAACCCAAGAGGUUCAAACCCAAAACCGGGGUUGCUUCGCUGUCAUGAAGCCAAACUUGUGUGCGGAAUUUGGAAGCGAGCGCUGGCCCAGCUCGGCGUGAAAGGGGGUGUACAGUGGGAGACCGUAAACACGGUGCUGAUGGUUCAAUACGCUUGGUAAGCUAAGAAACCGGAAACAUGCACACCGUCCAAAAAGAACAGACACUCGGCGCCCACAACAAUAGGUACACCUGCACAAUCUGAGGCUGUAAGGGAUUGAUGGUAUUUCCAUUCAUUUCAAUGGGGGAAGUGUUUUGAGUUGCAAGCCUGGCCACGGAACAAAUUAAGCUCGUAUCUCAAGGCACCACUGUAUAUUUUUACAGAAGCAUUAAAUAAAAAGCCAAUCGCAUGAAAUCACACGUAAUGGCGGUUGAAAUGCCGAAGGGGUUACCUUUUGGAAAGGACAGUUUGAUCCAGAUAUUAAGUCUCGCGAUCAUGUGUACAUCAUGUUGUGAUUGCUGAAUGUAGAUUUAACAUCAAAACAGUUUAAUAUUCUUAUACCAGGUAAAAUGUCAAGAAGAAGAAAAAAUCCCUUUAUGCCAAACAUCUGAGCCACGGAUGCACAUAAGAUUCUAUUUUAAAAUUCUUACUGUAGUGUUUGGAGGAAACAACUACACUGGAAAUGACUGUCCCGUCAACUACUGUAUUUUGAAUGCACCUAGCUUAAGGGGCUUUUUUUGUUGUUGUUUUUGUUUUGCUUUGCCUUUUGUCCACCAAAGGUCGGUACGAUGUGUACGCGUUUCCAAUUGAAACAUUUCAGUCGGGCAGAUGGUUUACUUGAUUUUUGUAUUUGUCCACAUGUAUGAAAACCCAAUUCUUUUUAUUUGAGAUGCAGCUUAAGGUUUGUGCUUGUCCACUGUCCUCAGUCGUAAGAACCCAACCCGCCCCAAAAACUACGUUACGCCUAUUACACACGACGAGGGCACAGCUACACGUAAAGCGGGACAUAUCUGUAACGUACACACGUUCAUAAUCACAGGUAUAUGAAAUAUCUGCACACGAGAAGGACAACUUUGUCAUCACUAGUACAACUGGGGAUGUGUGAAUACCGGUAACAGCCUUAUUUUAAGGUAUCGGGUACUUGUCAAGGAUGCCAAUACCAGCCACCGAUAACAAUAAUCGACAAAGUUGUUUCCAUUAGUAGUAGUUUGUAGUUUUCUGCAAAAUGGAUGACUUUGCAGGCCUUUUCCUUAAUUUUCCUCAUUGAGUAAUGCAACAAAUUUGGCAUUUAAUUAUUUAAUUAGACAAAGGUCUUGAAGCGACCCUGAAAAGAGAAUAUUCUGAGAAUAAAAUCACCAUUUUGAGAAAGCAAAGCUGUAAUGGGAGGGAGAAAAAAGUGAUCCAGUUUUGACAUAAAGCAAGACUGGCUGAUUUGUACAAUUUCACAGUCGUGAUAUUAUGACAAUGAAGCCGCAAAAUGAGGGGGAAUUGUAACAAUUGUGAAUCUUACAAGAAUAAAUACACGAGAAAAAUGUUUCUAAGAACAGUCAUGAAAUCAGGGGGGAACAAAUCUUAAUUUUCUUUUUUUUAACUUUACAAGAAUUCCGAAUAUGAAAAGUAUUUAAAAAUACUUAUUGUACAAUGUAAUAUGAGGAAAAAGUUUUUCUUUGAGAACAAAGUACUAAGUUAAAGGGAAAAUAUUCCAUUUUCUAAAAGUCAAAACGAGGCGGUGUUCAUAGUCACAUUUAUAUAAAGUUGUAAUUUUACAACUACAUGUUUAUGAGAAUAAAUGCACAUUAAAAGGAGGAAAUGUUGUUUUUUAAAAAAAAUAAAAUAAAAAUGUUAGAACAGUCGUAAAAUGAGUGGGACAGUCAUACUGCACGGCUUUUUUCUUACUAGUUUUCAUAAAAUGACAAAAUUUGUUGAGGUACUAGGUUGGAGAAAAGUAAAUAUUUUGAGAAUCAAGUACUUUUGUGAGGAGUAGUUGUAAUAGUGUGAGGUAAGUCUGAAUUUUGAGAAUUCAUCGGUGUACACUAAAUUGUACUUUUGUGAGUAAAAGUGUAUUGGAAAAAGAAUCUGACUUCAAGGGAAAAAAAUACUUUUUUCCCCCCUAAUGGUUCUUUGCAAAAUUAGGCUUGUUGGGCUUUGAUGUGCUGUGUGUCAUAGUUGUUUCCCCAUUUGUUACCUUCCCUAAUGUAGGACGACCGUCAAGAGGACCUUAAAAUGGAAACUUAAAUUACAGUUCCAUCAGUAACGGUCAUAGAAUAAUGGGAUACAAUAGAAACCAGUUGCUGGCGCAGAUGUUAUCACUUUUAUGAAUGUAAAACUUUUUGUUCUGAUUGUAGAUGAGUUCUAAAUGUAUUUUUCUGAAAUGAAAUCCAAUGAAUGAUGUCAGAUGUUGAUAUUGUCAGUUGCUGCAGGUAAAUUUUCUUUCUUUAAAAGGCCACACUGGAUUUUAUGUGCACCCACUUGCUGAAUAAGAAGGAUCCCAUGAUGGGCUUUUAAUUUAUUGACUGUGAAGUAAGGUUGUACAUUUUAAGUGGAAUAUUUCGACAGAAGUGCUGCAUGGUUUUUUGUUUUUUUUUCUCUCUCCCAAGGGCGUAAAUCUGUGUGUGAUUACUUGAA
Phycodurus eques (leafy seadragon) is the source of this 5598-nucleotide messenger RNA. RefSeq names its product GRB10-interacting GYF protein 2-like. NCBI's taxonomy places the organism in Eukaryota, Metazoa, Chordata, Actinopteri, Syngnathiformes, Syngnathidae. The transcript has 2 exons. The record is from RefSeq and is a predicted model, not a curated record. Bases 1 to 1815 code for a protein of 604 amino acids.